Molecule: messenger RNA, 423 nt
Organism: Dicrocoelium dendriticum
Lineage: Eukaryota; Metazoa; Platyhelminthes; Trematoda; Plagiorchiida; Dicrocoeliidae
Source: the annotation of a GenBank genome assembly
AUGGAUAAUCCUUUUCCGGACAGCGCUGUUCCAGUCCCUUUGACUGCAUUCGUUGAUGUCCGCCGCCCCAAACUCGACCAACUUUCCCUCAACCAACAGCCGAGUAAUGUUAUCAAACAAAUCGGCAAAAAGGUGCAAGAAUUGAAAAAAGGGCAGUUGAAUUUCACUCAAAAAGUGAACCAACUCAAACGGAAGCAAGUUAAAAUUAGCCAUCGAGUUUUAAAAGUGCUUCGGCGCCAGGAAGUGCAUCGGCGAUCCGGUUUUGCAAUCGGCGCAGACGAAGAGGUGUUGCACUGUGAGUGGGAACGAACUUGGGCCGAACUUACCUCCCUGCGUGGUCUCCGGGUGCUGUUUCAGGAUGCUUUGUCCAACUUCAAACUGAACACACAUGGACCCGAUGCGGCAACAAACAGAACUCCCUGA